CAGGCUGCAGGCAGGAGGAACAAAGAAAGCCGCCGCUGCGCGUGAAACGUCCUUUCACUUCGUCAACACGGACAAUUAUUGGCUUCGUCGAAGCAGGUUUUGCUUUUCUUUAAGCACUUUCUGCUAACUGUCCAGUGCCACAACACGUCUUAAACCCGGCUGACUGGUUUUGCUGAGGAAAGAGGAAACUUGGCGUCGUGAGCGCUUUGUCGGCUCGCCUUUCUAGAGACCGUCUUGCUUUGGAUACGCUGGUCGGAAGGUAACGCACGGAUAUAACCAGAGCUUGAUAGUGUGAGCUGUGACCUGUCCACUUGGCAGAGAUGCACUUUUCUCAAGACGCCGGCACUCACAUGGAUUAAGAGGAGUGUGGUUCCCCCUGGUCCAACAGCACCCUUCCACCCAGGACCCACUGUGUUACCAUUGCGCCCAUGAGGUAACGUCAGGACUUACCGCCCCCUCAUUACCACCCUUGGUCCAUCCAUUUCCCUCCCCUCUGUCCCUUCCUCCCUUGGACCCACCCACCCAACCAUGGGCCAGAAGAUCUCUGGCAGUAUCAAAUCAGUGGAUGUACGCGGGGAACCCUCAUAUCGGCCGGUACGCCGCGAACUGCGGGGUCCGGAUUUCUGUCGGCCCCCCCGGCUGGAUUUGCUGCUGGACAUGCCGUCGGCCGGCCCUGAGGUCCAGCUUCGCCACGCGUGGAACCCGGACGACCGGUCACUCAAUGUCUUUGUUAAGGAGGACGACAAGCUAACAUUUCACCGACAUCCAGUGGCACAGAGCACAGACUGUAUCCGUGGGAAGGUGGGCUACACCAGGGGCCUCCACGUUUGGAGGAUUCACUGGCCGGCCAGACAGAGAGGGACGCACGCUGUCGUCGGCGUGGCCACAGCUGAAGCAUCUUUACACUCAGUGGGCUACACGGCCCUGGUGGGCUCAGACUCUGAGUCCUGGGGCUGGGACCUGGGUCGGAACAGAAUCUACCAUGAUGGGAAGAACCGGCCCGCUUCCACGUCGGCACCCACAUACCCCUGUUUCCUGGAGCCAGAUGAGUCAUUUGUGCUCCCAGACUCUCUGACAGUAAUACUAGACAUGGACGAAGGCACGCUGAGCUUCAUGGUAGACGGACAGUACCUGGGAGUAGCUUUUAGGGGACUAAAAGGCAAGAGACUGUAUCCCAUCGUCAGUGCUGUGUGGGGGCACUGUGAAGUGUCUAUUCGCUACGUCAAUGGACUAGAUCCGGAGCCCCUCCCCCUCAUGGACCUGUGCAGACGAGUAGCUCGACUGGCUCUGGGAAGAGAGCGCAUCCAUCACAUCGACACACUCCCCCUGCCACAGACUCUCAAGAACUACCUCCAGUACCAGUGACCCCCCCCACACACACACACGCACACACACAUAGAUGGGAAGAAGUUGAGGUCUACUUGUUCUUAUGGUAACCAGCGUCCAAACUGAGGAUGUAGAUGAUGACACUGACUACGAGGAGGUGGUGAAGACGGCGCUACGAGGGGGUUUCGUUUACAACAGUCGGGUUUUUUCCAUUUUGGAUGUUUUUAAUUUUCUGUUUUUGUUUUUUUUUUAUUUCUGUUUGUUGCUGACUUCUGUCUUUGCAAUCCCAUUUCCCGCUGAUCACAUGUAUAAAGGUCAAAGUACACGUCCUCAGUUUGACAGGCCUUACGUGCUGUUGAUGUUGUGGGGCGACAGCGUAGCGCGACAUCUGCUCGGCACAGACUCCGUGGACGCCUCCUCGGAAACAUAUUGGUAUUUAUAUUUAUAUUCCCAACAUCACAGCAGGCUGAGACGCAACAAUCCCUCCAAGCACAGGAGAGAGAGAGGGAGAGACCACACACACUUCUAUUUUUGCUAGUGUGUGCACAGUGCAGCACACACAGAUUACAUGUAUAUGGUGUGUGUGUGUGUGUGUGUGUGUGUGUGUGUGUGUGUGUGUGUGUGUGUGUGUGUGUGUCAGGCGUGUGCAGAAACAAAGCCCUAACUGACUGUAGUCAGAACACAACUCACUGACAAGCAGUCAGUUACCGCCUACAGGCUAAAAAAACACAACAACUCGAGACUGGUUUGAAAUUCUCUCUCUCUUCCUUCCUCUCUGCCUCUUCAUCACUCGCCCCAGCUUGAUUCAAGGCUCCAUCAUGUUUGUCGGUCGGCUCUCUAGCACCUGUAACGCUGAUCGAUCCGAAGUUGAAGUCUGUGUCUUUGACUGUUAAUGUGCCUGCUCGGAGACAGUACACACACACACACAUUAAAAAAAAAAAGCACAUGGCACUUCUGUUAUACCAGAAGACACUUCUUCCCCCCUACCCAAAGUUUUAAAUGCUGCUUUUCUAUCUUUUUCUUCCACCGUCUUGCCCUCGUGGGUUUUUAUCCCCGAUUUCCUUUGAAAAUUAUGGUCUUAUGAUGAGAUUUUUUUUUAAUGUUCUUUUUUUUCCAAUGGAUUUUGAGAUUUGUCUGCGUGACAAAUGUCUCGCAGGCAUAUGUGGAAGAAUGUUCUGCCAUGAGAAUCUUUUAAAUGUGAAUAAGAAUAAACUCAGCUAAACUUG
Messenger RNA from Chelmon rostratus (copperband butterflyfish), 2552 nucleotides. RefSeq names its product SPRY domain-containing SOCS box protein 4-like. Bases 529 to 1365 code for a protein of 278 amino acids. The transcript is spliced from 4 exons. Gene Ontology annotation, molecular function: protein binding. Lineage: Eukaryota; Metazoa; Chordata; Actinopteri; Chaetodontiformes; Chaetodontidae. The record is from RefSeq and is a predicted model, not a curated record. Gene Ontology annotation, cellular component: SCF ubiquitin ligase complex. Gene Ontology annotation, biological process: intracellular signal transduction; proteasome-mediated ubiquitin-dependent protein catabolic process.